AUGGAUAGAGAAGUUCACAACCAUGAGAGAGCUGAUGGAAACAAUGCCAUUCCUGAGAGGAGGGUUCUUGGUUCAUACAUAAACCCAACCUCUGGGAAUUGUGGUAGCAGCAUUCAAAAACCACCCAUUCAGGCCAACAAUUUCGAACUCAAACCACAGCUAAUAUCACUGGUGGAGGAUCAUUGUUCAUUUGGUGGGAGUGCUAAUGAAGACCCAAACCAACAUCUCACAAAAUUCCUGAGAAUUUACGACACUGUGAAGUCCAAUGGAGUCCAGGAAGAUGCCUACAAACUGCUCUUGUUCCCAUUUUCACUUAGGGACAAGGCAGCUAAGUGGCUAGAAUCAUUCCCAAGGGAUAGCCUAACAACCUGGGAUGAAGUGGAAAGCAAGAAAAAGACUGUGGAAGAAGCCAUUGAAGUGAUUGAGACAGUGGCUGAGAAUGAGUACUACUAUGCUUCAGAGAGACACAACACUAAGGGAGUCAUGGAGCUGAACCAUGUUGAUACAAUUCUAGCCCAAAACAAGGUGUUUGCCAAGCAACUAGCAGAGCUCACCAGGAAAUUAGGAACAAGUCAAGUGGCUGCAAUACACACACAAGAUCAAGAGGAGGACAUAAGUGAGUUGAAAAGCUUUAGGGAUGAUGUGAGAUCGACCUUAAGGAACCAUGGUGAAAAACUCAAGUGGAUGGAGUCUCGAGUAGGAGAGCUAUCUCAACAGGCCCCCAAGUCAACUGCAGUGUUCCCUAGUGACACAGAAAAGAAUCCUAAAGGGGAACAAAAGGGAGAGAGAUGGGAAGAAUGCAAAGCCAUCACCAUAUUGAAGGAAGUCUUAGAAGAAGAAGGAAUCAGACCCUCAGAACAGGAGCCAGAAAUCUUGAAGGAAGGUGUGGAAGAAGCUAAGCAGGAAAGUGAACUUGAGCAAGCCAAGGAACUGCACAAUGAAGGCAUGCUGGAAACUUACCAACCAAGAGCACCAUUUCCUCAGAGGUUAGGAGGAGGUGAAAAAGGGAAAACAUAUUCAAGGUUUUUAGAGACAUUUAAGUCUCUCCAUAUCAAUAUUCCCUUUCUUGAGAUUCUCCAGCAGAUGCCUACACAUAUCAAGUAUUUGAAGGAAUUGCUGAGCAAGAAAAGAGUUUUGAAGGGAGGACAAACUGUAAUAAUGAACAAAGAAUGCAGUGCCCUCAUCAAGAAGGACAUAGUCUCUAAGAAAACAGACCCAGGAAGUUUUCAUAUCCCCUGCAUCAUAGGGGAAACAAAAAUUGACAGAGGAUUCUGUGAUCUGGGAGCUAGCAUAAAUGUGAUGCCUCUGACUCUUAUGAAGAGGCUACAACUGAAUGGGGUGAGAUCCACUGAUGUAAUCAUACAACUGGCUGACAAAACUCAGAAGCAAGCUGAAUGGGUAGUUGAGAAUGUGCUGGUGAAAGUGGGAAAUUAUUUCUUCCCCACAGACUUUGUCAUUUUGGACAUGGAGGAAAGCUACCUACACCCUAUCAUUCUGGGAAGGCCAUUUCUAGCCACUGCUAGAGCGCUCAUAGAUGUAGAACAAGGAGAGCUAAUCUUGAGAGUACAUGAUGAACAGCUCAUUUUCCAUGUUUUCAAACCUGCAUCUGAGCCUGAACCAGAACUUGAAAAGCCUAAGGAUGAUAGCAGCCAUCUGUGUUUGGAGGAAAGCAAUCCAGCAGCUGAAACUCUGAAACAGUCCUUGGAAGGCAAACAAGAAUUGCAAGAGUUAAAGCCACAAGAAUCAAUAGAAACAGAUCAGAAGGAUCCUCCUGGCAUAAGGGUCAAUGAAGAAAUCCUCAAGAGAGAGGGAAGAAUUGUAAAGAAAUUGCCAAGAGGGUGGAAAAGAGAGAAGGAAGAAUUGUAA
This is a messenger RNA of Arachis duranensis, 1866 nucleotides long. RefSeq lists its product as uncharacterized. The record is from RefSeq and is a predicted model, not a curated record. Lineage: Eukaryota; Viridiplantae; Streptophyta; Magnoliopsida; Fabales; Fabaceae. The coding region runs from base 1 to 1866 and encodes 621 amino acids. The transcript is spliced from 3 exons.